Talpa occidentalis (Iberian mole) is the source of this 5074-nucleotide messenger RNA. It is a transcript of the gene RIPOR2, whose product is annotated as RHO family interacting cell polarization regulator 2. The transcript is spliced from 22 exons. NCBI's taxonomy places the organism in Eukaryota, Metazoa, Chordata, Mammalia, Eulipotyphla, Talpidae. The coding region runs from base 380 to 3421 and encodes 1013 amino acids. The record is from RefSeq and is a predicted model, not a curated record.
UGGGGGAAGCCGGGUGGGAAGGGGAUUUAAAAGCCCUCAGCAGCCUGGGGUAAGGUUUGUUUGUGUUUUCUCCCCGGGGAAGCGACUCCCUCGAAACCUCCCUUUGCUGAGCUGCUUCCUAGAGCUUGGAGUAAGGCUGGAGAGGGUGGCCUUCCCAUUACAUCUGGAUGGCCGCAGGAGUGUUCUGCUGUGGUUAGCUCUGCUUACUUGCCCGCUGGGUCUUUAAAUGGCAAUUGUGGACACUCUGCAAACACUCCAGCUUGGGGUCUGGAAGCCCUCAGUCUAGACUGCAGCAGAAACCUGCUUGUCUCCCCACUUCUCUGGACCGGACUGAGGUUACCACUGGGACAAUGGAUUACCAGCCAGACUCCCAGAAAUCAUGCUGGUAGGAUCCCAAUCCUUCUCCCCUGGAGGGCCCAAUGGGAUCAUCAGAAGCCAGUCCUUCGCGGGGUUCAGCGGCCUGCAGGAGAGGCGAUCCAGAUGCAACUCCUUCAUUGAAAAUUCCUCUGCUCUCAAGAAGCCCCAAACCAAACUGAAGAAAAUGCACAAUUUAGGACACAAAAACAACAACCUUCCCAAAGAACCUCAGCCUCAAAGGGUGGAAGAGGUCUACCGGGCCUUGAAGAAUGGACUUGAUGAAUACCUGGAGGUUCACCAGACGGAGCUGGACAAGUUGACAGCACAAUUGAAGGAUAUGAAAAGAAACUCUCGCCUGGGUGUGCUGUAUGACCUAGACAAGCAAAUUAAAACGAUUGAAAGAUACAUGAGACGCCUGGAGUUUCACAUUAGUAAGGUAGAUGAACUCUAUGAAGCUUAUUGUAUCCAAAGACGCCUCCAAGAUGGUGCCAGCAAAAUGAAGCAAGCCUUUGCAACAUCCCCUGCCAGCAAAGCUGCCCGAGAGAGCCUGUCAGAGAUCAACCGGAGUUACAAAGAGUACACAGAGAAUAUGUGCACCAUUGAAGCUGAGCUGGAGAAUCUGCUGGGGGAGUUCUCUAUCAAGAUGAAAGGUCUGGCUGGCUUUGCUCGUCUCUGUCCAGGGGAUCAGUAUGAAAUUUUCAUGAAGUAUGGCCGACAGAGGUGGAAACUCAAAGGCAAAAUAGAAGUGAACGGCAAACAGAGCUGGGAUGGAGAGGAAACGGUGUUCCUGCCCCUGAUCGUUGGAUUAAUUUCCAUCAAGGUCACAGAGCUCAAAGGACUGGCAUCUCACCUCCUGGUAGGCAGCGUGACUUGUGAGACCAAAGAGCUGUUCGCAGCCCGACCUCAGGUCGUGGCUGUUGACAUCAAUGACCUUGGCACCAUCAAACUGAACCUGGAGAUCACCUGGUAUCCAUUUGAUGUGGAGGAUAUGACCCCAUCCUCAGGUACCGGGAACAAGACCGCAGCCCUCCAGAGGAGAAUGUCCAUGUACAGCCAGGGCACCCCAGAAACACCCACCUUCAAAGAUCACUCCUUCUUUUCUAAUCUACCGGAUGACGUCUUUGAAAAUGGAAAGGCAGCUGAGGAGAAAACACCCCUCUCUCUCAGCUUCAGCGACCUGCCCAACGGGGACUGUGCCCUCACCCCCAGCUCAGCCGGCUCUCCCACCAACGCCUACUCAGCAAAUCCAGAAAUUACCAUCACCCCUGCAGAGCUGCACCUCAGUGGCCUGUCCACCCAGAAGGAAGGCCUGGAUGACAGCAGCUCAGUAUCUUCCAGAAACUCCUUGGGAGAAAGCCAAGAGCCAAAGCCUCACCUGCAGGAAGAUGCUGAAGGACCCAGAAAACCCGAAGCCCCCCGAGCGGCUGCAGGCUCCGGGGCCGAGCACGUCUUCCUGGAGAAGGAAGUCGCUGAGGCCCUUCUGCAAGAGUCGGAUGAGGCCUCUGAGCUCAAGCCUGUGGAGCUGGAUGCUUUUGAAGGGAAUGUCACGAAGCAGCUGGUGAAGAGGCUCACCUCGGCUGAGGUGCCGCUGGCCACGGAGAAGCUGCUCUUUGAGGGCUCUGUCAGCGGCGAGUCUGAAGGUUGUAGGUCCUUUCUAGAUGGAAGCUUAGAGGAUGCCUUUACUGGGCUUUUCCUGGCAUUAGAACCACAUAAAGAGCAGUAUAAGGAGUUUCAGGAUCUGAACCAAGAAGCCAUGCAUUUGGAUGAUAUUCUAAAAUGCAAGCCAGCAGUAAGCCGCAGCAGGUCCUCCAGUUUAAGUCUUACAGUUGAAAGUGCUUUAGAAAGCUUUGAUUUCCUGAACACCUCUGAUUUUGACGAGGAGGAAGAUGGUGAUGAGGUUGGUAAUGUUGGAGGAGGUGCUGACUCAGUGUUUUCAGACACUGAGACCGAGAAAAAUAGUUACAGGUCGGUCCACCCGGAAGCCAGGGGCCACCUCAGUGAAGCUCUGACGGAGGACACAGGUGUGGGUACAAGUGUGGCAGGAAGCCCCCUCCCACUGACCUCAGGAAAUGAGAGUCUGGAUAUCACUAUCGUUAGGCACCUGCAGUACUGCACCCAGCUUGUUCAGCAAAUUGUUUUCUCAAGCAAAACCCCAUUUGUGGCAAAAAAUCUCUUAGAGAAGCUUUCUAGGCAAAUCCAAGUGAUGGAGAAACUCUCAGCUAUCAGUGAUGAGAACAUCGGAAACAUCAGUUCUGUCAUCGAAGCCAUACCAGAAUUUCACAAAAAGCUGUCUUUGCUGGCAUUCUGGACCAAGUGCUGCAGCCCCAUCGGUGUCUACCACAGUUCGGCUGACAGAAUGAUCAAGCAGCUCGAAGCCAGCUUUGCCAGAGCCGUCAACAGAGAGUAUCCAGGACUCGCAGACCCAGUGUUUCGGACCCUGGUGUCCCAAAUUCUGGACCGGGCUGAGCCUCUGCUUUCCUCCAGCCUUUCCUCAGAAGUCAUCACUGUUUUCCAGUAUUACAAUUACUUUACCAGUCACGGUGUGAGCGACCUGGAGAGCUACUUGAAUCAGCUGGCCAAGCAAGUUUCCAUGAUAGAGACUCUGCAAUCACUAAGAGAGGAAAAACUGUUACAGGCCAUGAGUGACCUCACCCCCAGCAGCCUCCCUGCCCAGCAGGAAGUUCUCAGGACCCUGGCUCUGCUGUUAACUGGAGAGGACAGUGAUGUGAGUGAGGCCGUGACACUUUACUUGACAGCAGCCUCCAGAAACCAACAUUUCAGGGAAAAGGCCUUACUAUAUUACUGUGAAGCAUUAACAAAGACAAACCUCCAGCUGCAGAAGGCAGCCUGCCUGGCCUUGAAAAGCCUGGAGGCUACUGAAAGCAUUAAGAUGCUGGUGACGUUGUGUCAGUCCGAUACUGAAGAAAUCAGAAAUGUGGCCUCAGAAACUCUGCUGUCUCUUGGAGAAGACGGACGCUUGGCCUAUGAGCAGUUGGACAAAUUUCCUCGAGACUGUGUUAAAGCUGGAGGUCGUCAUGGAGCUGAAGUUGCUACAGCUUUUUAAUUACAAGUUCACUCUGCCUAACAGCUGUCUUAAUGAAUGGCCCUUUGAAUCAAGAUGGUGCUGUGAUCUAGCCGGGAUGUGUUUAAAACUUGAAGAGUUUUGCUGAAGCUGUCUGGAAAUUUAACAUGCUGUAGAAAGAAUUCAAGUUCAGUUUCACAGUAUCACUCCACUUUUCCUUUGGCUAAGAGGCUAGGGCUGCAUCUAAUUCCAUAGAUGAUCCUUUUGAUGGCAUCUGACAAUACUUAGUUUCCAAAAAGUCCAUCUUGCCUAAUAGGUACAGAAUUUUAAAAUAGCCAUCUUUGUAUUUUUUUGUAAGUUCUAGUGUAAGCUUGAAAUAGUCUUGUGAUGGUUUUUUUGAUAAUUAUCAAAUGCCUUGCGAUUUUUCUCUGUUGUGCUCUCAGGGUUGAGUGGCCCCCCUUAGCUACCCAAUUUAACUUAAAUACAAAGCACAAAUAAUUUUAUCAAAUAAACGUUUGCCUGCAGGACUCCUGUUAAAUGGCGCAUUGUAAGUUUAAGUUUUUUAUUCCAAGCCUCCAGUAUUUCUUGUGGAACUUUUUUUUUCUCCAUCAUGAAAAUUUCAAAAGCAUGUUCCCAUUAUGGUAAGAAAAAUAGGUAGACGAGCAACAACUGCCUUGUUAAGAUUAAACCUGUCCUCAUUGGGGGAAAAAAGGAAUUCAAAAAUUUAAACUUUUUUUAAAGCAAGAGUUGUUUUUUAUGAUGCUGUACAAUGCAGGAAUUUUGAUGCUAAGACAAAUCAGAACCCAAAGGCGUGACUUCAGAAAUUAUUGAUAACACUCUUUGAAAGUGGAAGAAUCUGGUCGUUGAAGAAGUGCUAACAGUGAAAACAUGGGGGUGUUAAAUAUCACCCUCCCUUCUGUAAAAAUCACCACAGGAUUAGGAAGAAGAAUGCCCUGAGGAAUAGUUACUCCCCAGAGAAAUCACUCAUUGCUAGAGGUUGCAUCGGUUGGCCAAGUAGUUAAUCAGCAGCUGCAGUUAUUGCUUCUGUUUCAGGAUAACAAGUCCAUUCGAGAACGUACAAGACCCUUCAGUAGCUCUUACUAGGUAAUUUUUCUUCCUCUUGAGACUAUACAUGGUGAGAUAUGCCAAGAUACAAAAUAAUAUGUGUGAGUGUAAUAUAAAUUGUGGAAUAUCAAUUGUGCUCUGAAUGUGUUUGUAUAAAAUAUCAUUUAGAUGUCAUUAAAAUAUUUUCAUUUGAGCAAGACCUUUAAAAACAACCCUUAUUACCUUUAUUUCAUUUUCAAGUAAAAUGGUUUGCCAGAUUUCCUGGCAAAUAGUUCAUUCAACUGUGAAGUUAUAAAGUAUAUAUAUAUAUUUGUAUAUUUAUAAAUAUUAUAUAUAUGCACAUAUCCCUCAUUUUAAAGGUACAUUGUACAGUCUAUAGUUAGUAUGUAUAGUCGGUAGGCUAUGUGACAUGGUUGAAAUGAUUUCUUUUAUAGAAAGUCCAAUCACAAAUGUUAGUUUUUGUUUGGUUUGUGGUUUUUUUUAUUUUUUGAAUAUUGCAUGAAUAAUUUCCUAUCUUUUGUAUUCACAUCUGCAUUUUAUUUUUUGUUGAAGCGCAGGUGCUUUAAGUUUGGUGGCAUUUGUAUUCAUCACUCUUUCAAACAUGUAAGUCAAAAUAAAAAUUAUUUUUGA